UAAUCCAUUUAACACCAUUGCCGUAUUUUUUCUACCGUAAACUAGCCGUUGGGAUGAGAAGGGAUUUAAAUUCGAGUAGUAUCAACCAACGGUCAAAAAGUUUUUUCAAAUCUCUUCUUUCCUCAAACGGUCGUCCCUCUUCCUUGCUUUCCUCGCCGCUCGCUAAAAGAAACCCUUUAAAAGAACCUCGCGCUCCAAUUCUCUCUCUCUCGCUUCUCUGUACUGGUAAUUUGUAUUGUCAAGAAGAAGAAGAGGAGAACGAUUCAAAGGAUCAGUUUCUUCCUCUUCUUCUCUGUCGACAUCUGAGAAAAAUCUCUCUGUCUUUUUUUUUUCUGGUUCCUCUCGGAAUCAGAACCAUCGCAGCUCUGAAACUAAAAGUUUAGCGAAGAUGACAAGGAGAGAGAGCCAUGAUAACAUCACAGGAGGCGCCGCUGCCGCAGCUGUUGCUUCUCCGCCUCCAUUUCCGGCGAGCAAGCAACCUCAGCCUGUGGCCAGGGGAACUGAAGGCCAAUCUGUUCUGAAGAGGCUGCAAUCUGAACUUAUGGCUCUAAUGAUGCGUGGUGAUCCCGGCAUAUCAGCAUUUCCUGAAGGAGAUAACAUCUUCUGCUGGAAAGGAACAAUCAAUGGAGGAAAAGAUACAGUUUAUGAAGGAAUGACAUUCAAACUCUCCCUUUCCUUUUCUACUGAUUACCCUUUCAAGCCUCCUAAGGUGAAGUUUGAGAAUCCAUGUUUCCAUCCAAAUGUAGAUCUCUCUGGCAACAUUUGCUUGGAUAUCCUUCAGGACAAAUGGUCAUCAGCAUAUGAUGUUAGAACAAUUCUGCUCUCAAUUCAGAGUCUCUUGGGAGAGCCUAACAAUGAGUCACCUCUCAACACCCAGGCUGCUGCACUUUGGGCUAAUCAAGAAGAGUUCAAAAAAAUGGUAGAGAAGCUCUACAGACCUGCUUGAUUUUUUUGGGCUCUUUGAUGGAUGGGGCGAAGAUCUGCUAACCUGCUUAAGCAUAAAUAACCGUCUGAUUUUUUCUUUUAAAGUGAAUUGAAAGAACAUUUGUUUUGCAUUGAAUUGAAAGCAUUCAUGUUCCGUCUGAUUUUUUUUUCUUAAAUGAAUUGAAAGAACAUUUGUUUUGCAUGUGUAGUAUAGGCUUAGGACAUUUUAAAUGAAAUUUCAACUCUUCUUCUGAUAUCUUUCUCAAGCCUUGAAUUGAUUA
Phalaenopsis equestris is the source of this 1205-nucleotide messenger RNA. Its product is annotated as ubiquitin-conjugating enzyme E2 20-like. The transcript is spliced from 6 exons. Lineage: Eukaryota; Viridiplantae; Streptophyta; Magnoliopsida; Asparagales; Orchidaceae. The coding region runs from base 389 to 946 and encodes 185 amino acids. The record is from RefSeq and is a predicted model, not a curated record.